UAAAACAAUUAAACAAACCUAAGAACCAUUCACCAAAUUGGCCGGCUGUUUUUGGCCUAUAAAAAUGUAAUAAUUGAUAACAAACUAGUAAACAAAAAAAGUAAUAAGUUACUCAGUGAUUAAACUUGUUUUCUAGAUUAUCGUAUCUUCAAAUGUAAUCUUAUCUUAUCGAAAUACAUUUCGUGCAAAUUUCUCUGCAUGUUCAGACAUUAGUCUUCCAUCAACUUUAGAGUAGAGAAGAACACGGAAGUUAAUUCUCAAUUUAUAAAUCAGAUAAUAAAAAUGGAAGAUAAGAAACUUAAUAUACAAUUGGAAGAAAAUGAUAUUUCUCAGAAAAGCCUCGAGGACAAUUUGAUCGAUAAUAGUUCAAAUUUGUGUGACUCAUCAUGCUUUAAGGCUGUGAAACAAUUGAUGGAAAACUCCGAUAAGAAAGAAGAAUUCGAGGAUUUUAUUUAUAUAGUGCAUAUGAGAGAUAAUCAAUUAAUGGACAUAAAGGAUAAACUCUCAGAUCUUGAAGUAAAACUAUCAAUUUAUAAGCAGCAAAUUCUGGAGAAGAAUAAAUUAAUAGACAUUUUGAAAAGGAAAAUUUAUUUAUCAGAUGAAGCAAAAAUUAAUAACAAUGAAAGAACGAUUACAGAAACGAACAAGAUAAAUGCUGAAACAAUUAAGGCUAAGGAUGAACUAAUAGAAUCACUUAAAGAAUCACUUAAGUUAUCUAAAGAUAAUCGAAAGCUAUGGGAUAGUAAUCAAUUAGCAAUGACAACAAGAAUAGAUCUUCUUUUGGCUCAACAGGCAACUGCUAAUGAGAAUAUGAUUGAAAAAGAUAAUGAGAUUGUACGGCUAAAAUCAAAAACUGAUACAAAUGAAGUAGAAAUUAAAGAAAAUAUAAAAAUUAUUGACGAAAUGAAACAUGAAAUAAAAACUGCUAAUGAGAAUAUGAUUGAAAGAGAUAAUGAGAUUAUACGGCUAAAAUCAAUAAUUGAUACAAAAGAGGUAGAAAUUAAAGAAAAUAUAAAAAUUAUUGACGAAAUGAAACAUGGAAUAAAAACUGCUAAUGAGAAUAUGAUUGAAAUAGAUAAUGAGAUUAUAGGGCUAAAAUCAAUAAUUGAUACAAAAGAGGUAGAAAUUAAAGAAAAUAUAAAAAUUAUUGACGAAAUGAAACAUGAAAUAAAAACUGCUAAUGAGAAUAUGAUUAAAAGAGAUAAUAUCAUUAAGGAACUAAGAAAAGAAUUAGAAAAGGCUGAAAUUUGUUUAAGAGAUUUAUGGUUCUUGCGUCCACGGUCAUUUGACUUAUUAUGA
This is a messenger RNA of Drosophila sulfurigaster albostrigata, 1299 nucleotides long. Its product is annotated as kinesin-related protein 4-like. The record is from RefSeq and is a predicted model, not a curated record. Bases 283 to 1299 code for a protein of 338 amino acids. The transcript has 2 exons. NCBI's taxonomy places the organism in Eukaryota, Metazoa, Arthropoda, Insecta, Diptera, Drosophilidae.